CUCCAAAUAUGAUCAAAAAUUUACUGUAUAAUCUAUGCUACCUUCCGAACGAUGGUGGGCAUUCUGUCUAUGCUCAACGAAAUAUUGACGUUAUUCCAAUGGACAUAGACGCACAGUCACCCUUCCCCAAACAAAUCGCAAGCUCCACGAAUACAUGUGUAAUGCACUUGCAAAGCGUAAUCAUCACUGCACCAUUACCUCAGUCGACGUUCUCCUCGCCACAGAUUACUAAAAUCGAUCCCUUCGAUCUAUCAGAUCUUACAAGGGCACUUCCAAAUUAUUAUCCGCCGGCGCACUCGGUAGAGGAACAAUUAGCACAGCAAUUAACCAAGUUGUUGUUGUGA
This is a messenger RNA of Paraglomus occultum, 344 nucleotides long. NCBI's taxonomy places the organism in Eukaryota, Fungi, Glomeromycota, Glomeromycetes, Paraglomerales, Paraglomeraceae. The record is from the annotation of a GenBank genome assembly.